Molecule: messenger RNA, 916 nt
Organism: Paraphaeosphaeria sporulosa
Lineage: Eukaryota; Fungi; Ascomycota; Dothideomycetes; Pleosporales; Didymosphaeriaceae
Exons: 1
Coding region: 127-609 (160 amino acids)
Source: RefSeq, a predicted model, not a curated record
GAGCAAUCCUCACUAAACAUGCCAAGCUAUAAUCCUUGAAUCGGCCGCUGGUUAGGUCAUCGGCACCGUCAAGGACCUCUUGGUCACAGCUACUCCGCUUCCAGUGGGUGCAUAGCACUUGUUGAAAUGCCGGGGAUCAGUGUACGGAGACGACUAUCUCACUACAGAUAUAGUAGGCUCGGAUCAGAUACGCCGGUAUCUGACCUUGCUUUGUGGGAAGUUGUUCGCAUCUCAGGGUCGUGGCUGGUAGAUCAUAUCGUCGGCCUUGCGGUCGCUACGAAGAUGGUCGGGAAGCACAAGUUAAGGAGGCGUGAGCCGCUGCAGAUGCACACGCCUAUCGUUGCUAGGGAGCCCAAAGUAGCAGCGACACGAGGACGACCGAGAACAAGCUCUAUUGAGCACAUUGCACAUGUGGUUGUUGUCUGCGGGGUGUCUGGGGUCUCAACGGACUUUUCAGGCCUCGAUUCAUCAGCCUUGGAUCGCUUAGCUGCGUUGUUACGGGGUUUAACGCCCAGUGGCUUUCCGCCGGUAUCGAGCAGCAGCAGCCCAGUCCUGGGGCUGUUCCAAAGCAGCAUUCGCAAAUGCGUCUUGGCUUGUGGAGACGAAUGAGCACGCAGCCACACGUAGGGGGAAACGGUUCAUCGAUAGUGUUGGUUCAAAUACAGAGCGUACCUGCUGUUCGUUUUCGGGAUUUUUGGUGCCCGUAGUACCUUCUUUUAACUCUGAAUAAACGGAUACACUCUUCCCAGGUGCAAAUUUCGCCUUGUGAUCACCGUUGUCACUCCGUCUCGCGUUCUCACGCGCACGCUAUGCUGGCUUUCCCUGGGUAGUGAGCUUCUCGACAAGUCAGCAAGAUGAAACCAGUCGCUCGUAAGUCGGUCAGCAUCCGAUCAAGAAUAAAACGUCGACACAGCCU